This is a messenger RNA of Solanum dulcamara, 3582 nucleotides long. Its product is annotated as probable inactive histone-lysine N-methyltransferase SUVR1. NCBI's taxonomy places the organism in Eukaryota, Viridiplantae, Streptophyta, Magnoliopsida, Solanales, Solanaceae. Gene Ontology annotation, molecular function: histone methyltransferase activity; zinc ion binding; protein binding. The record is from RefSeq and is a predicted model, not a curated record. Gene Ontology annotation, cellular component: nucleus. The transcript has 10 exons. Bases 587 to 3190 code for a protein of 867 amino acids.
AUUUGAUUGUUUUUUUUUUCUUUCAACCUGAAAGCAAGUUUUUCUUGGGUUUAUUGAUCAUUGCAUUGUCUAAUUUUUUUGGGUUAGAAGUUAGAGAGUUGCAUUUGUGGGUUAUGUGAGUUUGGGUUCAUCUGCGGAGACAUUGUUUGUUGGGGAUUUUAUUUUAUUUUUUAAAAAACUUUGCGGUAGUAGAAAAGGGUGUUUUCAGCAUUUCGGAUGCUGGUUUGCCUUCAACUGACUGAAUUUUCAAGUUUGAUUGGGAAUGCUUAUGAUUGAUUAUGUGUCCAUUUUGGUUGUUCCUUCCUUUUUAAAAAUAAAUAAAUUUGUGGGUAGGGGAAGGGGAAAUGGGAAAGGAAUUGAACCCUCACCAACAAUGCGAAAAGUUUCUUUUUCUUUUUUGAUGACCGUGGUGUCCGGGUUCCACAUGAUACCUGCUACCUCGCACCAGCAACAGCUAUCAAGCAACUUUGUCCACCAAGUCUAGAUGGAUGAGAAGAAUCACCUCCUGUUUUUGUCUCCAUUGGGAGAAACAGUGCCAACAAGGCUCACUGAGUAAUUUGGAGGUUGCAUUUAAAUCCAUUAAAGAAUGCCGGUCAAUCCAAGAGUUAAGAAGGCAUUUCGUGCUAUGAAAAGUAUUGGCAUCGCUGAGGAAAAGGUGAAGCCAAUAUUGAAGAGCCUUCUAAAACUAUAUGACAAAAAUUGGGAGCUUAUUGAAGAGGAAAACUAUAGAGCACUUGCAGAUGCUAUAUUUGAAAAGGAGGAAGCAGAGGCGACGGAACAUAAGAAGCCUGAAAAUAAUGAACCGCUUGAACAGCGAGAGGAAGUUUUAGAGGAAGAAGCAGUGCAUGAGGAGCCUGAAAGGCCACUAAAGAGAUUGCGGUUAAGAUAUCAAGAAGGUCAAGCUUCACCUUCCACUAACAAUUCUAGUGCCGGGAAUUCUCUUAAAAGGCCUAGACGGGAGGAGGAAGGUGAAUUACCUGGACCUCGUUAUCAGAACCAGUCACAAGGGGAAGCAAAUCCUAGUUCUCAUGGGAAUAAUCUUAGAUUGUACGAAACUCAAACAUCUCAAAUCGUGGCCAGGGGUAAGAGUUUGGUUGCUGCUAAAUCUUCCAAUGCAUCAAAACUCAAAGAGCCAAAGGCAGAACCAGGUGGACAACUAUCCCCUAAACAGAAGAUGUCGGGAUCCCUUGCUUUAAUCAAACCUAAGGAUGAACCAUAUACUGAUGAUAUGCCACAGUUUGAGGUUCCUAUUGCUGUUAUUCACCCAGAGCUGCCAAACAAGGGAGAUACUUCAAGUGGUAAUGCUUCAAGGAGACGUUCAGAAACUUCUGAACCUUUAGCGAUAGAACUGAGAGGUGGAAGAGAUUCAGGCGAGAAAAUUACGACUUCAUUGAAUGGAGUGGCAACCAGUCGUGAGCUGGUAGAAGUCCAGGAUAGAUGUCACACUGAUGUAGAUAUUGCCUCCUCACUAUCUGGAGAGGUAAAAGUCUCCAUAAACUGUGACCCAGCUCUUUGUAGAUCAGAUUUCCAUAUGCCAAGUCUAGAAUCAGUUCUGAAGAUGGUGGAGCUUAAAUGUCUUAAAUCAUACAAAAUCCUGGACCCUAACUUUUCUGUGAUGAAGCUGAUGAAAGACAUGUGUGAGUGUGUUUUGGAACUGGGAACUCAACAUAGUCCUAAAUUGCAAUCAACCACAGAUGUUGCUGCAGAAAAUGAUUUUGGCUCUAGAAACAUGACUGUUAAUUCGUCAAAUGAAUUUAUGAAUUCUGAAAUUGAUGCUGGGGAUGCUCAACAAAAGAUACCGCGACUCUCUCCUCUUCACAUUGGUGAAGACAACACUCAUGCUGGUCAUAUUGCAUCAAUGGACCACUGUGGUGGUACUCCAGAAACUGAUCAGAAUGGUGUUGAACAGACUAAUCCAUGGAAUAUGGAGGCUCCAUGUGAAUUAAUUCUGGGUGAAAUAGGUUCUUUUGAUUCCUUAAAUGAGUUCCUGAACUCUGAUCUUGGUGCUGGGAAAGCUCAACCAGAGAUACCUCAUCUCACUUCUUAUAUUGGUGAAGACAGCACUCAAGCUGAUCAUCCAGCAUCAACGGGCAACUGUGGUAUUGCUCCAGAGACCAAUCAGAGUCGUCUUGAACAGACUAAUUCAGAGAGUCUGGAGGUGGUUCCGUGUGAAGUGACUCCGCAUGAUGUAGGGUCUGUUGAUGUCAUUGAUAUAACCAAGGGGCAAGAAAAUGUUAUAAUUUCUUUGGUGAAUAGAGUUAAUAGCAAUCAUCCACCACCAUUCCACUACAUAGCUUCCAAUGUGGUUUUCCAGAAUGCUUUUGUAAACUUUUCUCUGGCUCGUAUUGGAGAUGAUAAUAGUUGUUCAACUUGCUCUGGUGAUUGUUUAUCAUUGUCCACACCUUGUGCUUGUGCACACGUAACCGGGGGUGCUUUCGCCUACACAAAGGAAGGCCUUAUAAAAGAAGAGUUUCUUAAAGAAUGUAUUUCCAUGAAUCGUGACCCCAAGAAACACUGCCAGUUCUUUUGCAAAGAGUGCCCAUUGGAAAGAUCAAAAAAUGAGGACAUUAUAGAAGCUUGUAAAGGUCAUCUGAUGAGAAAGUUCAUAAAAGAGUGUUGGUGGAAAUGUGGCUGUAACAAACAAUGUGGCAACCGUGUAGUACAGCGAGGUAUAAGCCAUAAGUUACAGGUCUUUAUGACUUCGGAAGGGAAAGGAUGGGGCUUGCGGACCCUUGAAGACCUUCCCCGAGGUGCUUUUGUCUGCGAAUAUGUUGGAGAAGUUCUGACCAACGUAGAACUCUUUGAUCGUGUUUCACGGAGCCCCAACGGGGAGGAACAUUAUUAUCCAGCCCUGCUGGAUGCUGACUGGGGUUCGGAGGGUGUCCUGAAGGAUGAGGAGGCUCUUUGUUUGGAUGCUACAUUUUUUGGGAAUGUUGCCAGGUUCAUCAAUCACAGAUGCUUCGAUUCAAAUUUGGUUGAAAUACCAAUUGAAAUAGAGUCUCCUGAUCACCACUACUAUCAUCUUGCUUUUUUCACUACAAGAAAGAUUAAGGCAAUGGAGGAGCUCACUUGGGAUUAUGGUAUUGAUUUUGAUGAUCUUGAACAUCCAGUCAAAGCAUUUAGCUGCCAUUGCAGUAGCAAGUUCUGCCGAAAUAUGAAACGUCCAAGCAGAUCUAGAUCAAGAAGGUAGACCUGAGAUGGUGAUCUUCUCCGAGUAUAUUUUUUCCAGUUUCCUGAUCUUGGGCGGUUCACGAAGCUGUUGUGUUCAAACUCAGUCAUGGUGAUGUUUUUUGUAUCUCUGAAGGGUUCUAGCGCCGAUGUGCAUUAUAUGUACAAAAUGUAAUGCUUAACAUGUUUCUAGUUGUUUAAAUGACACUAUUGAGGCGCUAUUUUUGUAUAGAAGUUUCAAGGAUGUGGCUCAGAGCUGGAUUAGCUGCAUAUUGGUUGUAUAUGAUGAUGUUUUUUGUCCAUAGGACUACAUGCUGGAAUGCGUAACCUUCUUUUUUUGAAUCUUACUGUUCUGCUACUUAUUUUGUUUCCUUUGAGGUUAAAAUGAAUCUCACUAUCUUUUAUGGACAAGAA